UUGGCCAGCCCCGCCCAGAUGAACAUGCGCGUGUCGCCCGUCUGCGUGGCCCAAGCCGGCGACAACUUCCCCGGAGGCAUGAAGUGCGUCACCACCGGCUGGGGGCUGACCCGCCACAACGCUCCCGACACGCCGGCCCUCCUGCAGCAGGCCUCCCUGCCGCUGAUGACCAACGAGCAGUGCCGCCGAUUCUGGGGCAACAAGAUCAGCAACCUGAUGAUCUGCGCCGGAGCCUCCGGAGCCUCAUCAUGCAUGGUGG
Messenger RNA from Hippocampus comes (tiger tail seahorse), 259 nucleotides. RefSeq names its product chymotrypsin A-like. The annotation marks the transcript as partial. The record is from RefSeq and is a predicted model, not a curated record. Gene Ontology annotation, molecular function: serine-type endopeptidase activity. The transcript has 2 exons. Gene Ontology annotation, biological process: proteolysis. Lineage: Eukaryota; Metazoa; Chordata; Actinopteri; Syngnathiformes; Syngnathidae.